UUUUUUUUUUUUUUUUUUUAUCGCUGAAUCAAAAAAAAAUAUGGCAUGAGCUGGUCCUUCGCCUAGACGGUGCAGGUUUUCCUUCUCAUGCGGCAAUCCAACACGAAUUCCCACCUUCGUAAACAACGAAGGCAGUCCAAGCUGUCGACGCCCAGUAUCUUUUCAUUCUUUACAUCGGCGCCACCUUCCCCUGUUCGUGAACCCUACAUACCCAAACCACGGUCGCAAUCGCUGGGUGAACCAUUGGAGGUUCCACAUUCAACCACAGCUUCAUCAGCUCGGAACAAGUCGUCUACCAUUGCCUCCAUUAUAUCAAAGGCCAAACGACAUAAUGUCAAACGAUCCCACACCGCCGUCGACUUGUCGCCCCAUCGCGAAUGCAUAAACGAUCACGGCAUGGUAUCACCACCGGCCAGCCAACUGCAACCGGAAUCCACCACCGAUUAUUUUUCAUCCGCCACCAUUCAUCCAUUUGCUCGUAUCGAUCAACCGAUCUGUCUGUUUGAAAACGAUGAAGAAGAAAUCGAGCGACUUCAACUGAAAAAUGAUCUGGUGAAACUGGCGUUUGACAGUGAGUUUGUACUACCAAUUAAUUUCAAAAGCAUGAAAGAGGGACGAAUUCUCGAUGUAGGCUGCGGUCCCGGAUCUUGGUGCGUCGAGAUCGCUCAACAAUAUCCCCAAAUUGAAGUGGUCGGCGUUGACUGCGACAUGGUAUUUCCCGAACCCAACAGUAUCCCGGCCAACUGCAAACUCUUUUUGUUCAAUGUGCUUCGAGGACUACAACGAUUCCACGAUGCAAGUUUUGACUUUAUUCACAUUCGAUUCAUGGUGUUGGCUUUUACUUUUGAACAAUAUCGACAGGUCAUCAAGGACUGCUGGCGGAUCCUGAAACCUGGGGGCUACCUUGGCAUCAUGGAAGGCGAUAUGAUGAUCUACUCUACUGGGCCUGUCACGGCCGAACUGAAUUAUGAAUUGAUUGAUAUGGCUAAUAGUCAAGGAUUCAAACCGUUGCUAGCGAGACAAUUGGCGGAAAUCGUACCUGAAGACGCUCACAACUAUCAAGAAAAAUACCAUUCUUUACCCAUUGGUGUGUGGGGCGGUCGAUUAGGCGUGAUGUUUCGCGACGAUAUGGUCCACGUGUUAAGAAAGUCUCAACCUGCCAUAGCAAGACACUACGAUCGACCGGAAAAAUCCCGUCAUGCCUUUGAAGCAGCGGUCAACAAAAUGUCAUACGAAGUAGAACAGUAUCAUAGUUAUAGUAAUUUUCAUUUUAUCAGUCUACAAAAACCUAAUAAUGAAUCAUUCGAACCUCAAUAAAUCAAAUAUCCUCCCC
Molecule: messenger RNA, 1333 nt
Organism: Radiomyces spectabilis
Lineage: Eukaryota; Fungi; Mucoromycota; Mucoromycetes; Mucorales; Radiomycetaceae
Product: S-adenosyl-L-methionine-dependent methyltransferase
Exons: 3
Coding region: 88-1317 (409 amino acids)
Molecular function (GO): methyltransferase activity
Source: RefSeq, a predicted model, not a curated record